This is a messenger RNA of Ipomoea triloba (trilobed morning glory), 1453 nucleotides long. RefSeq names its product B3 domain-containing protein At1g05920-like. The record is from RefSeq and is a predicted model, not a curated record. Bases 621 to 1289 code for a protein of 222 amino acids. Lineage: Eukaryota; Viridiplantae; Streptophyta; Magnoliopsida; Solanales; Convolvulaceae. Gene Ontology annotation, molecular function: DNA binding. The transcript has 2 exons.
CAAUUCAAGUGAUACUAAUUUUGUUUUUAGCCUUGAGAUGAUUUCAUGGAAUUGAAAUGGGAUGCAAUUUUAGGGCUACACAUGAAGAAAAACCAGUUUUCUUUAGACAAUGACGAGAAUGGCGCCUUAUUUAGGGCUAAAGUCUGCUUUUCCAGACAUUGAAAACCAUUUCAAUUUCUCGCUUAGUCUGAAAACCAUCUUCUUUAGACAACGCGGCGAGAAUGGCGCUGCGUCUCUUCUCUUCUCUUGCUUGGGGGGCAAAGAGUCUUCUUCCUCCGCAGCAGCAAAGCACAGCAGCUCUGACGAGAAUGCGACGGCGGAGGAGCAGAGGAGGGGUGGACCGGUGGUGGAUCGGAGCUCUUAUCAUCGCCUGAGCCGGAGCUGCUCUUCCACCUAGAAGUGCCGCCGUGGGUUCUAGCAGAUUUGAUUAUCUACUUGCGGUGUGUAAGCGGGAGAGAUUACUACUUGAGAAAGAGGAACAGAAGGAUAAGCAACAAAAGAAAGGAGGAUGCUACAAUGAUGAUGAUGAUGAUGAUCAGUACUAUUUAGGUGGGGUUGAUCUCAAUCAGAGUUUGAUCACGCCUUCAGUGCCUGAUAAGGAGGAAUGGAGGAAAAAGCUGAUGGGUUCAUUUUAUGGCUGCUUAUCUUGGCAGAAUAAUGUUGUGAAGUCAGUGGUGCAAAGUACAGCACCAAGCAACACCCCCGAAUCUGUUAUUUCACAUUCCAGUGGCAGUGAUGAUGACAGAGCUUCUUUAAAGUAUGAUGAGGCUGUGGCAGAGAAGGUCAAUAAUUCCAAGAAGCGAAAGAGGGGAAGUAGUAGGAUGCCUAACAACGGUCCAGAACCACCACCAGGACUACCAGUUGAAUUCAGAAAUUUCAUUCUCCAAUUGGCUGGUAAUCGGGCAGUAUGUGUUGAGAAAUUGGUGAUUCAAAAGAAGCUUACCAACACAGAUGUAAAAAGCACCCAGAAUAGGCUGUCAAUCCCAGCAAGGCUUGUGAGAGAGGAGUUCCUUACGGAAGAAGAGCAUCUUCUACUUUGUCAGCACAAUGGGAAGAAUGUGUGUUCUAUAGAAGUUCCAUUGAUCACACCAAUGAUGGAAGUGGCAAAGGGGAGCUUGAGGAGGUGGGAGAUGAAGAAAGAAAGAGGACAUUCCAGUGUGUCUUAUGUCAUAGCUAACACUUGGAAUGAAAUCAGAAGACGGAAUAAAUUUGAAAGCAAGAUGAUAGUUCAAUUGUGGGCUAUUCGGGUUGAUGUAGACUUGUGGAUGGCUCUAGUUAGGCUGUCUUGAUCUUUUAAUCAACUUACCACUUCAGUUUAGGGGAUACAAAUAUGCUCUUUGUAUAUGCUUUUUUUGUGUUUUUGAAAUUAAUUCAAAGAGUUUUGAAUUUUGAUAUGAAUUUCUAUCAAAUACUGUUCAAUUCAUUUUGAAUGAGAGUAGGGGUUAUUUUGUUA